UCAGAGUCGGGGAGUGUGAGAGGUCUGGAGUAGUGAGUGAACGAGAGUCUGGACUAGCGGGCUACCCCGAGUCAGUCAGUGUGCCACCGGCGACCGUAGCCUCGGUGCAGGAGAACGUGGUUUUUAACGUUCCGUCAGGUCGAUCGCGUCUCUGCCACUUAACGAGAAGAGAGAGCUUUUUUCCUCAUCGUGUGCGAUCUCCUCCCUCUUUGGAGAAAAAAAAAAAAACACAGCAAAUUUUUGCCGACAAACAACGACGACGAGGACGUGUGAUAUAUCGGCAUGUGAUGUAUCGGCGUUUUAAAUAGUCGCGACGCGUUAGUGAGAAAACAAACGGUGAUUUUUUGGAUUUCGACGAAUCGAGUUUAUCGCGCGCCGAGUGAACGAUAUACAUCAUCAUCAUCAUCAUCAUCAUCAUAUAUAUAUUAUUCCGCUUCUCGCGCGCGUGACUGUGAAACGCGACAGCAUUUUACGCGGCUGUCAUCUCUAUUUCACUCUCUUUCUUCCCGUCCAGCUUUUGCUUUAUAUUACCUAUUGGCUGAGAGGUGUGAGAGAGCGCUCGAAUAGUGAACGGGUUGAGUCAUCGGGGAACGCGCUCAAACACACACACGUUCGGUAUCUCGGAAAGGCCGCGGGAUUUGGAAUCAGCAAAGAGGCGGCCGCCUGAUUGAUACGCGCGGCUCUCCUCUCACGCGGAGGAUCCGUCCUUUCUUUUCCGUCUUGCGCGCGAGAUAUUGCACAUAUUGUAUUUUUUUUUUUUUUACAUCCGCGUGUCUUAUCUACCUCGUUCACAAUCCCUCUCUCUCUCCCAAUCGCUUCCGUUACGUCGCAUCGACUGCAAUUUGUCAUCGCGGAGCGUCUUCGAUCGAAGCCAGGAAGCCGGAAGUGUAUUUGCUCAUUGUAUCGCUCUACGAGAGACAGCGAGAGAGGAGGACAAGCACCUCGAAGACACAAAAGCGGUUCGAAGCUCCGGUCGAAGGACGUUCGUCCGUUUGUUGUGUCGCGCCGCGCCGGCGGGAAUCACCUCCCCCCCCCCUUCCGCCCCCGCAAAGUGCAAUGUCGUAAAUCCGUGGAGAGAAGUGCGCGGGAUUUCGGGGAUAAGUCAUCGUGAGAAGAGGACAACAACAAGUCGCGCGGAAUGUCGCGCCAAGUGUUCUGGUAGUUUUGUGAUUUGAGGAGGCGGGAGCAGGUGGAGGAGAAGAGGAAGGAUCUAUCUGUUCGCGCGUCAUCCGAAAGAGAGACAGAGAGAGAGUGAGAGAGAGAGAGAGAGACAGUUUAGAAAAUCAUGCUGGAAGAUCAACCGUUGGAUCUUAGCGUACGCGUAGGCGAUCACGCGGAGCUAACCCGGGACGACAAGGACGAGCAGGAUCAUCAGCGGGAGCGCAAGGAUCUGCUGCUGCCUGUCGACGAGUACGGCAACGCGGCCGCCGCCGCUCUACGAUGCUUCGCUCCGGAAUACGCGCAGGAGCGGGAAGAUCGGAGCCUGUCCGAAGACUCGGACGACUCGUGCUCCGACAACAAGGACGGCGGCGGCGGCGGCGGCGGCUGCACGAGAUCGCGAUCCAGGCCGCCCGGCACAAAGCCCUACAAGAAGAAUCUUAUGCGACGAUAUCUCGACACCAGGGAGGUGCAGCCGCACGACACGGGCGAGAAGGAACAGCUGGGCCUCGCGAACGUGAAAGUUGAGCCGGGAUCGACCGGGGCGACGACUACCAGUAGCACGGGGACUCGUCUGCUUCACGGCAUCCUCUCGCAGCAUCCCCAGCAGCAUGGCCUGGGGCUGCAGAACGGAUACGGCCGGCACUUGGCCGGUCACGCUCAGAUGGGCCAGCCGCCGUACACCACUGCCGCCAUUGCCACGACGAGUACGCCAGGAAGCGGAUCACUGCCAGCGAGUCCAGCGGACAGCGGAGUCAGCGACGUUGAGUCCAGCACGUCCUCCGGCGGCAACGAGGACGCGAAUCUCUUACUGAAGGCCAGGCUCAAUCCGAAUUCGUCCCUCCAACCGAGUCUGGCGUCUCAUCACUCUCAUCUGUCGUCGGCACUCGGCAGAUCGGCCUGUCACAGUCCCAGCGUUUACCCGUCGACGGCGAGCUUCCUGCCGCCCUCCUAUCAUCCUCAUCAACAUCAUCCCUCCCAAUAUCACCCACACCGGGGGAGCUCGCCGCAUCAUCAGCACAACAACCACACCAUGGGUCCGACGAUGGGGCCGCCCCACCAUCACCAUCACCACCAUCAGACGCAGAGUCUUCAGCACUUACAUUACCGUCAGCCGCCCACAUUAUCCGAGAGCUACAGCAGUUAUGUGAACUCCAUGUACGGCGGAGGCGGCCAGUUCGCGACCCCCUGCACCCCGAGCCCGCCUCGGGGACCCGGCGGCGUGCCCACCAGCGUGAUCCAGGCGGCCACCAGCUCCGUCACGGACGACCUCUAUCUGCUCGAGCUCGGCUUCCCGCCGCGCAGCAAGAAGAACAAACUGAAGAAGCCUAGGCAGGGCGAGGGCGGCGCCGCUGUGAAGCGGAAGUCGCGCGAGGGCUCGACAACGUAUCUGUGGGAGUUCCUGCUAAAGUUGCUCCAGGACCGGGAGUAUUGUCCGCGCUACAUCAAAUGGACGAAUCGCGAGAGGGGAGUUUUCAAGCUGGUCGACAGCAAAGCGGUCUCGCGACUUUGGGGUUUGCACAAGAACAAACCGGACAUGAACUACGAGACGAUGGGAAGAGCUUUGCGCUAUUACUAUCAGCGCGGUAUCCUGGCGAAGGUGGACGGUCAGCGACUCGUUUACCAGUUCGUCGAUGUGCCGAAGGACAUCGUCGAGAUCGACUGCACGGGCGCAUGAGAACCGAUCCGUCCCGCGGGGGACGUGGAAAUGCGACCAAACAGCAGCAGUGUUCUGGCGCGAAGUGCGUUUUCGCGCGGACGUUGCCGAACGUCAUUGCCGUCGCUGAUGUCACGGCGUCACGAGCCCGUCGCGGGACUUUAUUCGUGCGAGAGGUCGUCAUCCAGCGGAUCUUCUCGACGAAACGCGCCGACCUGGCACACCCCUCAGACGUUGUAAAAUGCGUUCUCUCUCUUCCUGACUGUCUGUCCCCCUUCCUUAUUCUCCCCCUCUCUCUCCUUCUUUAUCUUUGUUAUAUUUGUUCCCUUCUUUCAUUCUUUCUUUCUUUCUUUGUUCCUUGUAUUAUUAUAUCUAUGUAAAUGUAAUAUUAAGGCGCUCUGAGUGACAACGUCGUCGGAGGUAGUCCCGACCCCAAUACCUCGUCCUCCUCCUGCGGUCCGUCUCUUUCUUCGUGUGUUCGAGUACCGCGCAGGAUCGGGAUAGAGAGAAAAAAAAAAAAAAAAACACGACACGCCCGAUGGUGCUCGACUCGUCGAAAUUUUGUACAAAAUUUAGUUCUUAAUGUCAAGAGAAAAACUAAAGAAUUUGUAUCUCGGGAGCGUAAAUCCUCUCGAACGUGUGUCCGAAAGGGGUACACCGUCGGAUAAAUUACUUAAGUGUAAAACAGAGCUGCGCCGCUACGUUGCGCUUUCGAAAAUCACACCGAGGAUUUAAAAAAAAAAAAAAAAAUCGAAGGUCCAACCUGGCGAGUGCUCAGCUUUAGUUGUAAAUCAUCGGAAAACGAAAAAUUGUACAUUUAAAAGCGAGCGAUAAAUUAUUUAUUGUAUAUUAGAUGUUUAUAUAUAUAUAUAUAUAUAUUAUAUAUGUUACCUAAGAAAAUUGUUAUGCGCGCGUGCCACGCAAAUGAAAAAAAAAAAAAAAACAUACUAUAUGUGGAGGAAAGUUUACAAAAAAAAAAAAAAGAAAAAAACCUGAAACGAAAUGAGGGCUGUGAAAGGAGUCGAGAGGAAAGGGGAGGAGACGAGUAAAGUAAAACGAGCGCGGAAAAAAAAAUUGAGAAGUGUCUCUAGAAAUUGUUUCAACGGAGCGCAAGAGCUCAGGGGGAAAGGGGUAUACACACAUUAUAUUUUUUUAAGUAUAAGCGAGGAAAGGGAGAGAGAAAAGUUUUGGCCCUUUCGAUCUUUCGCGAAGCUGAGGGUGCAACAACGCAAGAGGUGCUGGUUAUUAUAAAAAAUACACAUACACACACAUACACACACUGAGGUCCAAGAAUAUUACUUAGCAAACCUAGUGUUAUACUGGAUUCGUAACAAAAAAAAAAAAUCACCGAAAUACAACAUUAUUAUCUCUCUGUAUAUAGAUAUAAAAAAAUAUAUCUUUUAAACAAAAAAGAUAUAUAUAUAUAUAAAUAUUAUUGACUAUUAUAUAUAUUAUAUAAAUAUAUAUAUUGUAUGUUAUAUAUAUAUAUAUAUAGUGAAAUAAAAAACGUGAAUGGUUGAUGUGUCUCUAUGAGAUUUUUAGCGUCACGUUGGUGCGCAAAGGGCGCUUUUAACCGUCUCGUGCGACGUCUCUCUUUUCAAAUCUUUCUACUACACUAUUUUUUCUUUCGUAUAUACGUUAGAUCGGGGACGACAACACUUUGUACGAUGCUUGAAAACCACCGCCGUCUAUCGCGCGAGCGUAAUAUUCGAGCCUCCCCUCAAGUCGCAGUCAAAACGCACACGCAUCGCUCGUCUCGCGCAUGUUCAGACUGAUGAAAGACGUCGCGCGUAUACAUAUACAACAAAGAGAAGGCUGCCCGGCGCGCUCGGGGUGCAUGUUAAAUAUAUGUACUGGUAACUUUAGAGUAAAAAAAUUUUUAACUUAUUGAGACACCCCCCACCCCCCUAAAAGAAAACACGUGACGCGCGCGAGUGCAAGUGUAUCCUAUGUAGCUCUAAGUUUUUGUAUAUAAUAUAUUAAAAAAAAAAAACAAGAAACAGCGUAUAUAAGAGAGAUACGUUUGUGGAACACGUGCGUAAAUAAAUUUGUUGGUUUGUUGUUCUCACGCGAUUACGUCUUCUCGCGAUUCAACCGCGGGAAGUGAAGAGAAGAUAGAUAGAUAGAUAGGAAAGAGUUUAUAUGCGAGAGAGGAACACGAUAGUUAGAUCGCGCGUUGCGGACGCGUGUAUGUAUAUACACACAGGCCGAUUUCGCGCUACAGCCUCGGGUUUAUUCCGAAGAGAAACGAAAAAUAUAUAUAUAUAUAUACGAUAUAUAUGAAACGAUAUAUAUAUAUAUAUAUAUCGUACUAUUUAUAUCGUAUAAAUACGAUAUAUAUAUAUACAGUACAUACGUUGGAACAGAGUGAUCCAGUGCUGCCAAUAAAUGCCUGAGAAAAAAAAAACAGUCCCUUUUGCAUUUGUCACUUGGAUCGGAAUCGCCCGAGCCAAAGCACACGCAAUGCUAUCAGAUCGAUCAAUGUUUCUUAUAUGGGACACCAUACAUACCGAUGAUACAAAGCAAAUUGCCUUCUUGUAUUAACAAAGACAUGUUGCCUUCUAACAAAAAAAAAAAAAAAAAA
Messenger RNA from Pseudomyrmex gracilis, 5399 nucleotides. It is a transcript of the gene Eip74EF, whose product is annotated as ecdysone-induced protein 74EF. Gene Ontology annotation, molecular function: sequence-specific DNA binding; DNA-binding transcription factor activity, RNA polymerase II-specific. Gene Ontology annotation, biological process: cell differentiation; regulation of transcription by RNA polymerase II. Lineage: Eukaryota; Metazoa; Arthropoda; Insecta; Hymenoptera; Formicidae. The transcript is spliced from 5 exons. Bases 1286 to 2836 code for a protein of 516 amino acids. Gene Ontology annotation, cellular component: nucleus. The record is from RefSeq and is a predicted model, not a curated record.